Messenger RNA from Naumovozyma dairenensis CBS 421, 1326 nucleotides. It is a transcript of the gene RPI1, whose product is annotated as Rpi1p. The record is from RefSeq and is a predicted model, not a curated record. The transcript has a single exon. Bases 1 to 1326 code for a protein of 441 amino acids. Lineage: Eukaryota; Fungi; Ascomycota; Saccharomycetes; Saccharomycetales; Saccharomycetaceae.
AUGGAGGCUAACAGAAACACCUUUUCGCUUCCUCAUGAAAAUGAACAGAAUAGAAUCGAUCACUUAACUAAUCCAAUAACAACAUCACAACCAAAUUUCCCAAAUUCUCUAAAUAAUGAUUCAACUUAUUCAAACCAAAUACUGAAGAAUAAAGAUGGAAAUAUGAACACCCAAAAUAAUAUUAACCCGAAUCUAACGGGAUCCGACCUAGAUAACAACGGGAAUAGUGAUAGUACCAAUAAUGAAAAUAACGUGAAUAGUACCAAUAAUGCAAACAAUAACGAUAAUGAUAAUGAUAAUGACAACGAUAACGAUGAUGACGAAGAAUCUCCAUCGUAUUCUAUAGGCACACAAGAUCAACCAUCUGGCAGUAAUAACAUAAAUAUGUCAUCUCAACAUGUAAAACAUACUAGGAAAAAAUGGAGAGAACCAGAAGAUAUCUCAUUCUUGAAAGUUAUCUUAAAUAAUGCUCAAUUAUUAACAUAUGUGGAAUAUUUUAAACCAAUGAAAAACUUUUGGAUAAAAUUAUCACAAAUAUUAAGACAGGAAUAUGGUUAUGAUAGAAAUUCUAGACAAUGUCAUGAUAGAUUCAAAGUAUUAUAUCUUAAAGCCAUCAAACUGAGAGAUCUUCAAGCUGAAACUAUCCCAAAUUAUAAUCCUCAAACAAAUAAUAAUUUGAAAGCUAAUACAGAAUUAGAAUUUAGAUUACUUCAGUUGUUAAAUACAUUUAAUUAUCAUAAUGGGACUAUUAUAUUGAAUUCUCCUGUCACUUUAGCUGCAGAAACAGAUAAUAAGAGUCAAAUUCCUUUCGUGAAUCAAAACUCUAAUACAAAUCCUCUACGGCCAAACGGUUUUGAUCAUCCUAAUGGUUCAAACCCUAACGCUCUUAAUUUUUCAAAUUCAAAUGAUCAAUUGACAAAAUUGUCAAGUGCAACUCCUGUAAAUCAAUUUGCCACACAAGCAUCGAGGCCGCCACUGAUUGGAUCGCAAAGAAACAAUCAAUUUAUUCAACCUACACAAUCACCUGACCCACAAUAUCGAGAUCCACAAAUUAGAAUCAUUGAAGAUUUAAAAGAACAAAUUACAGCUUUACGAAAUGAUAUUAAUGUCUUAAAUACAAGGUAUCAAGAACAAGCAAAUUAUAUUCAAACAAUUUGGUCUAUUAUUCAACCGCAAAACCAACAUCAACCACCUCAAUUAACACCAGCUCCUACUUUAUCAUAUGCAACAACAACAUCUUCUACUCAAUAUCCACAAUAUGACCCUAAUACAGGUUCCGCUCAAGAUAAAUUCCCAUCUUUAAGAGGAUUCCAAAGGGAACAUUAA